AUGCUAACCAUGCUAGCGACAAUUUAUGUGACGUGUUUUGCGUUUGCUUCGUUAUCUUUCAAUGUCGCUCAACAACAACCAUUACGAUAUGUCGAUGGUUAUAGAUCAUCUUGCAAGUUUCAUCAAGGUGGUACCUUCAAUCUUAUUGUUUCUGCACCUCAUCGUGGUAGCCUAAUGCCCACUGAUGUUCCUGAUCGAACACAAGGAGGUUGUCGUCAUCCAGGAAAAUCAUGCACAUGGAUAUACAAUGAUGCUUGUGUCAACGAUCGACGUUGUACAACAACGACGGUUCAAGAUAAUCUUAGUGAUGAAUUUGUAGAGAAUGUCGCCGAAGAAUUGAAUAUCAGGUAUGGCCUAAAACCAUUUGUUGUCAUUGGAAAAUGGCAUCGAAAAAAGGUUGACUUCAAUCGAGAAAUUAAUCAAGCAACACUCAAUCAUCCUAAAGCUACCAGUGUCUAUCGAAGUUAUCAUUCAAAUCUUCAAUAUGCCAUCAAUCAAGUAAAACAGCUAUAUGGUAAAGGUCUUCUUGUUGAUGUUCAUGGUCAGGGAAAGGGCAAGGCUCCCUACUCAAUAGAGAUGACCUCCAAACAACUCUUGGUAGGACUACGUCAAUCGAACAAAUCUGUUCUUUGUCAAAUCGAACCGAAUGCAUUCGAUGACAAACAUCGUUCGGUACAAUUAUGGAAAAAAAAACAACUUGGCAUUGUUUAUCCAUCGAUGGUACAUCCAAAACCAGGAAAUCGUACUUUCCUUGAAGGUGGUUAUAUAACAUGUAAUUAUAUUUCGAAAAUAAAUGCUAUUCAAACGGAACUACCAUGGAGUAUUCGUGGUGGAACAUAUAAACUGUUGAACGCUAAAAGAUAUGCACGUACUCUUAUUAAUUAUAUGAGAGUAAACAAUCUUUUGAAAGCAAAAUAA
Molecule: messenger RNA, 918 nt
Organism: Rotaria sp. Silwood2
Lineage: Eukaryota; Metazoa; Rotifera; Eurotatoria; Philodinida; Philodinidae
Source: the annotation of a GenBank genome assembly